AGUAAGAGGGACCAUCUACUCAUGAACGUGAAAUGGUACUAUCGUCAAUCUGAAGUUCCAGAUUCUGUGUAUCAGCAUUUGGUUCAGGAUCGACAUAAUGAAAAUGAUUCUGGAAGAGAACUUGUCAUUACAGACCCAGUUAUCAAGAACCGAGAGCUCUUCAUUUCUGACUACGUAGAUACUUACCAUGCUGCUGCUCUUAGAGGGAAGUGUAACAUCUCCCAUUUUUCUGACAUAUUUGCUGCUAGAGAAUUUAAAGCCCGAGUGGAUUCGUUUUUCUACAUAUUAGGCUACAACCCUGAGACAAGGAGGCUGAACAGUACCCAGGGCGAAAUUCGUGUUGGUCCUAGCCAUCAGGCCAAACUUCCAGAUUUGCAACCAUUUCCUUCUCCAGAUGGUGAUACUGUGACCCAACAUGAGGAGCUGGUCUGGAUGCCUGGAGUUAAUGACUGUGACCUCCUUAUGUAUUUGAGGGCAGCAAGGAGCAUGGCGGCAUUUGCAGGGAUGUGUGAUGGAGGCUCCACAGAAGAUGGCUGUGUUGCAGCAUCUCGGGACGACACCACCCUCAAUGCGCUGAACACGCUACAUGAAAGUGCUUAUGAUGCUGGCAAAGCCCUGCAGCGCCUGGUAAAGAAGCCUGUGCCUAAGCUGAUCGAGAAGUGUUGGACCGAGGAUGAAGUGAAACGCUUCGUUAAGGGACUCAGGCAGUACGGCAAGAACUUCUUCAGAAUCAGAAAGGAGCUGCUUCCCAAUAAGGAAACAGGGGAGCUGAUCACCUUCUAUUACUACUGGAAGAAAACCCCUGAAGCAGCCAGCUCCCGGGCCCAUCGCAGGCACCGCCGGCAGGCCGUGUUCAGGAGGAUUAAGACUCGCACUGCGUCCACCCCCGUCAGCACACCCUCCAGGCCCCCCUCCAGUGAAUUCUUGGACCUGAGUUCAGCCAGCGAGGAUGACUUCGACAGUGAGGACAGUGAGCAGGAGCUGAAGGGGUACGCCUGCCGCCACUGCUUCACCACCACCUCCAAAGACUGGCACCACGGGGGCCGUGAGAACAUCCUGCUCUGCACCGACUGCCGCAUCCACUUCAAGAAAUACGGCGAGCUCCCGCCCAUUGAGAAGCCUGUGGACCCCCCACCAUUUAUGUUCAAACCCGUCAAGGAGGAGGAUGAUGGGCUCAGUGGGAAACAUAGCAUGAGGACGAGGCGGAGUCGGGGCUCGAUGUCUACACUACGCAGUGGUCGGAAGAAGCAGCCAGCCAGCCCUGAUGGUCGCACCUCACCCAUCAAUGAAGAUAUCCGUUCUAGCGGCCGGAACUCCCCCAGCGCUGCCAGCACCUCCAGCAAUGACAGUAAAGCAGAGACAGUGAAGAAGUCAGCCAAGAAGGUGAAGGAGGGAGCUUCGUCCCCUCUUAAGAGCACCAAGCGCCAGCGCGAGAAGGUGGCCUCUGACACGGACGAGGCUGACAGGACCAGCUCCAAGAAGACAAAAACCCAGGAGAUCAGCCGGCCCAACUCACCAUCUGAAGGCGAGGGAGAAAGUUCGGACAGUCGUAGCAUCAACGAUGAGGGCAGUAGUGACCCCAAAGACAUCGACCAGGACAAUCGCAGCACGUCCCCCAGCAUCCCCAGCCCCCAGGACAAUGAGAGUGACUCAGACUCAUCAGCCCAGCAGCAGAUGCUGCAGGCCCAGCCCCCAGCCUUGCAGGCUCCCAGUGGGGCCACCCCAGGUCCCUCCACAGCCCCUCCAGGAACACCCCAGCUGCCCACGCCAGGGCCCACGCCUGCUGCCACUACACUCCCUCCACAGGGCUCCCCCGCAGCCUCCCAGCCCCCUAAUCAGCCACAGGCUCCAGUGGUGCCUGCUCCCCACACCCAUAUCCAGCAAGCGCCUGCCCUGCAUCCGCAGCGGCUGCCCUCCCCACAUCCCCCUCUGCAGCCUCUGACCGGGCCGGCUGGCCAGACCUCUGCCCCGCCUCAUACCCAGCCCACCCUGCACAGUCAGGGCCCGCCCGGACCUCAUAGCCUGCAGGCCGGGCCCCUGUUGCAGCACGCAGGGCCCCCUCAGCCCUUUGGCCCCCCUCCCCAGCCAUCCCAAGGCCAGCCCCCUCUGGGGGCCGCCCCAGCGGCAGCUCACCCCCAUGCCGCCCUGCAGCUCCCAGCCACUCAGUCAGCACUGCAGCCCCAGCCACCCCCACGGGAGCAGCCCCUGCCGCCCGCACCCUUGUCCAUGCCUCACAUCAAGCCCCCCCCCACCACACCCAUCCCCCAGCUGCCAACACCACAGGCCCACAAGCACCCGCCUCACCUCUCGGGGCCCUCACCCUUCUCCAUGAAUGCCAACCUGCCACCCCCUCCAGCCCUGAAGCCUCUGAGCUCCCUGUCCACACACCACCCCCCUUCAGCCCACCCCCCGCCCCUGCAGCUCAUGCCUCAGAGCCAGCCAUUGCCUUCCUCCCCCGCCCAGCCCCCCGGGCUGACCCAGAGCCUGCCCCCUCCUGCUGCCUCCCACCCCACUGCAGGCCUCCACCAGGUGCCCCCCCAGCCCCCGUUUGCUCAGCACCCCUUUGUCCCUGGGGGCCCUCCUCCCAUCACUCCUCCGACCUGUCCCUCGACCUCCACCCCACCUGCGGGACCCAGCACCUCAGCCCAGCCACCCUGCUCUACUGCGGUUUCCUCGGGAGGCAGCAUGCCAGGGGGGCCAUCCUGCCCACUCCCCACCGUCCAGAUCAAGGAGGAGGCUCUGGACGAUGCUGAGGAGCCUGAGAGUCCCCCACCACCACCAAGGAGCCCGUCCCCUGAACCCACUGUGGUGGACACUCCCAGCCAUGCCAGCCAGUCAGCCAGGUUCUACAAACACCUGGACCGGGGUUACAACUCAUGUGCGCGGGCAGACCUGUACUUCAUGCCUCUGGCCGGGUCCAAACUGGCCAAGAAGAGAGAGGAGGCCAUUGAGAAGGCCAAGCGAGAGGCCGAGCAGAAAGCCCGGGAGGAGCGUGAGCGCGAGAAGGAAAAGGAGAAGGAGCGUGAGCGCGAGCGCGAGCGGGAGGCCGAGCGGGCAGCUAAAGCAUCCAGCUCGGCACAUGAAGGCCGCCUCAGUGACCCCCAGCUCGGCGGUCCCGGCCACAUGCGGCCAUCCUUCGAGCCUCCGCCAACUACCAUCGCUGCAGUGCCCCCCUACAUCGGGCCCGACACGCCUGCCCUUCGGACUCUGAGCGAGUACGCUCGGCCCCACGUCAUGUCACCCACCAAUCGCAAUCAUCCCUUCUAUAUGCCCCUCAAUCCUGCCGACCCCCUACUGGCCUACCACAUGCCUGGCCUCUACAAUGUGGACCCCACCAUCCGCGAGCGGGAGCUCCGCGAGCGGGAGAUCCGGGAGCGGGAGAUCCGGGAGCGCGAGCUGCGGGAGAGGAUGAAGCCGGGCUUCGAGGUGAAGCCCCCAGAGCUGGACCCCCUGCACCCAGCCACCAACCCUAUGGAGCACUUCGCCCGGCACAGUGCCCUUACCAUACCUCCCACUGCCGGCCCCCACCCUUUCGCUUCCUUCCACCCGGGCUUGAACCCCUUGGAGAGGGAGAGACUGGCCCUGGCGGGCCCCCAGCUGCGGCCCGAGAUGAGCUACCCUGACAGAUUGGCGGCAGAGCGCAUCCAUGCGGAGCGCAUGGCAUCACUGACCAGCGACCCCCUGGCCCGGCUGCAGAUGUUCAACGUGACCCCACACCACCACCAGCACUCCCACAUCCACUCCCACCUCCACCUGCACCAGCAGGACCCCCUCCACCAAGGUUCAGCAGGCCCCGUCCACCCGCUGGUUGACCCCCUGACCGCUGGCCCUCACCUGGCUCGCUUCCCCUACCCGCCUGGCACCCUCCCCAAUCCUCUACUUGGACAGCCCCCCCAUGAGCAUGAGAUGCUUCGUCAUCCAGUUUUUGGCACCCCCUACCCCCGAGACCUGCCUGGGGCCAUCCCACCCCCCAUGUCAGCAGCCCAUCAGCUGCAGGCCAUGCAUGCCCAGUCGGCUGAGCUGCAGAGACUGGCCAUGGAGCAGCAGUGGCUGCACGGACACCCCCACAUGCAUGGUGGCCACCUACCAAGUCAGGAAGAUUAUUACAGUCGACUGAAGAAAGAAGGUGACAAGCAGUUAUAAGUUAUUUAUUUGUUAACGCUGGCUGUGGAAACCCCAAUUCUUGGGGAGAGAAACAGGACUUUUUACAUACAAUAGGAGCUGCAAAAGCAAAAAGAUUAUCUUCUAAAGAUUUCUUUAUAUAUUUAAAAACCCCAGAACUAAAAAUGUAUCUGCAUAAAUAGUGUUCGUUUGUCAAGAGGAUUACCUGAGACUGGUUUGGGUCUCCCUGCAUGACAGUCCCCCAGAAACUUAGUGAGUCCUGGAUUGGGCUGAACAUUUGGAAAACUCCCCUGCAGUCUUGGGGUUGGCUUUAGUUCUCUUCUCCUUGAUUUCUCAGUAGGUGCUAGGAUCCAGUUCGUACCCUUCACUGUGCGUGCAGACACACUCAGUUAUGUGUGUUCCAAAACCCACAAGGUUUGCAGAUAGGUGGCAUAUGAUAUGAGUUUGGAAUCCAAGAGCUAUAAUUUUUAAAAAAUCUUUUAUUUUAAUACAUUGUAGGAAAUCUUCAUAAUUUGAGAAAGUUCUGCAGCAUGGCUUUUUACGUCUGUAAAUAAAUUUUAGAACAGCCUUUUUUUCCUUCCACAAACUAUUAUUCUGAUCUAUUUUUUCCAGCCAUGUCACUAAUUGUGAAUUCCUACCAGCUAUUGACAGAAUACAGAGUUGAUUUUUUAAUAAAAAGUUAUAUAUAAUUAUCCCUUUAAUUAAAGGGAGCAGAUGGGCGUGACUAAUUGCAAACAGGCAAAAGCUUGGGACUAGGUUUGGUCACGGUAGUGAGCAUCCAGGGGUUUGUAGGGACAAUGUUACAAACUGUUUUGCUGCUUUGAUUUUCACUUUUGUCUGCUCCUCGCAUGCAUCUGGCCAGCGGUGCAGACGUCUGUUAGAUUGAACUUCUUUCAUUUCCCACAAAGAGUGCAGGAGUUAAAUGUUCACUUUCUGUUCCCCGAUGUCCCCAUCGUUCUGUCUCUGAGGUAUAGAAAGCACAUGUUUAUGUGUGUCUGAUUGUAGAUUUCCUUGUAGGUUUCUGUGCACACAUAUUUGAUUGUUUUGGAUGAAUUGCCUUUUUCAGUAUCCUAAAAAUUUCAUAAAUGUUUUAGAAAAUUCAAGAAAGUGAUUCCAUACAAGUAACUCAGCACAUGAAAGACCCAGGACAUAUGCUUGCCAAAGGAAUCUUUUAGAAAUCUGCCUUUUCAUGGGCAUCAUCAUUUGGAUCUUCGUGGUGAGGACCAAGCCACAUCGUCCUUGUCGCAGACUGAGGCUGCCUUUGAGUGAGGGAGACCCUGGAGUUAACACUGCUGUGGGUGGCACCCUGCUUUUCACCUCAGAGCAGGUCUGUGCAUGGCGACCCGCACCAGACUGGGAAAGCGUUUGAGUCCCACUCUUCAUCCUGGCAGUAGGAAGGUGAAGUCGGAAAGCAGGCUUCCACCUGGGAGGUGCCACUUUUUAGGUCAGGCCUUCAGAGCCGAGCUGUGCUAGAGAGAGCCUGCCAUUACUUUCUAGGUUGCUGAUGUAAUGUACUUUCUCUGAAGCAGAGGGAGGGGAAAUUCUGGGGAUGUCUGCAUCUAAUCGAGGAGGCCUCUGCCAAGACAUGACCUCUUUCAAUCCUCUUCUCUCAGGCUCUCAAGGGCUGUUUCUGCCAUUGUAUGUCACAUCCAAGAAUUGUCGGACGAGAGACCACACUGUGGGUCAAGAGACACAAAGUACAUCCAGGACCCAGGCUGCACAGGGGUGGGAAGAGAGGCUAAUAGUUUCACCCAGAAACCAGCAGGUAUCAAAUGCUGGUUCCAGAUUCAAACCUGCAUUGGGGCAUUUCCAGUUUCUAUUAAAACCAAGUUUCAUGUCAGUUGGGACAGAUAGGAUUGUUUGGUCUGUUGAAAAUGUUUGUAGUUUUUUUAUUUCAUUUUUUCUCAUUCCAUUUCUGCCUUAACUUUAGUUCCCCAGAGGUGGCAAGCUCAAAGUAGCCCUUUGUCAUCAAACUUCUGGCUGUGUUGGCAUGGAGGCAUUAGUUUCCUUCUGUGGGUGGUGAUGUGCCAUCUAGGCUGGUCUGUUCUGCGAGGUUCCCUUCUCUGUGGCUCUGAGGCCUCUUCUUGCUGGGCUCUGGAUGAGCAGACUCCUGCACCCAUGCCACCACCCUGUUUUUGUUUUUGUUUUUUUCCUUCUUUUUGGUAGAACGCAAUAUCUACCAUUCAGUUAAACUUUAUCUCCUCUAUCAUCCAUUUUUCCAAAGAAGAGAAAGUGAAGUACUUUGAAGUCUGUACUUGAAAACUGUCUUGAAGGUGUUUUCUUGUUAUGUUUUGGGUUUCUCCCCAUAUCCCGAGGUAAAGCACUGAGAUUCUUUUGUUAAAAAAACCCACAACCUGAAACCUGUACCUGAUCAACUACAGUUUGUUUAGGAGGCUCCAGACCUUUGUGGUGUCUCUGAAGCCCAACCACUUGGUUUCCUUUGGGAUUUUCCUUCCUUUUGUUUGAAGUUUGGUUUUGCUUUUCUGUGUCUUGUAUGUAUCUUGUUCAGUGUCGUCAGGGUUGAGCUUCACGUGUCACUGCAGCAGAAGCAGAGCAGGUGCACAUUCUGAUUUGCUAUGUUUAUAUAUAUCUUGAAGCUAAAUGUAUAUAUGAGUAGUUUGCCAUGAGAUGACACAGUGUAAACAGAGUAGACACCCAAAAUCGUGACUUCUGUGUUCUCUCCAUUUGAGUAUUUUGUAAUUUUUUUGAAAUAUUUGUGGACAUAAAUAAAACCAAGCUACACUACACCUGGA
This is a messenger RNA of Galeopterus variegatus (Sunda flying lemur), 6875 nucleotides long. RefSeq names its product arginine-glutamic acid dipeptide repeats protein. NCBI's taxonomy places the organism in Eukaryota, Metazoa, Chordata, Mammalia, Dermoptera, Cynocephalidae. Gene Ontology annotation, cellular component: nucleus. The transcript has 20 exons. Gene Ontology annotation, biological process: regulation of DNA-templated transcription. The record is from RefSeq and is a predicted model, not a curated record. Gene Ontology annotation, molecular function: transcription corepressor activity; chromatin binding; sequence-specific DNA binding. The annotation marks the transcript as partial.